AAUUUGUAUUCAGCUAGUGUUUUUGAUUCUCCGCGAACGUUACUGCUGCGAAACGUGUUGCGAAGAUCGUCGAAAAAGUGAUGAUCACUGAUUUGCUGAGAUAUUCUUGAAGUCAAGAAAACUGUCAUCAGGACUCGUCCAACUCAACAAUGGAUGAUUCAGAUGCGGGAAGGGGCACACCGGUGCUCCACUCAGACCCCUGGGUGCAGGCCCACACCCCGACGGUGGACCCCGCCCCGAUCAUGGACCGCAAGAAGCGGCGCUCGUGGUUCUGCGGGCCGUCCACGCCCGUCAAGGCGACCGCACCCGGCGAUGCCAAGAAGAAGCUUCUCGAGGAGCGCAAGGAAGACGAGGAGGUUGCCACUCUGCAGAUCACACACUUCACCAAGAAGGUGAUGCUGUCCUUUGAGGAUGUGAGACUCGGUAGCACCAAGGUCAUGACGUUGAGGCUGGAAAACCCUCAUGAUUACCCGCAGGAAGUGGAGCUGGAAAAAUUCCCGUUUCAAAAGGGUUUUUCGGUUGCCGAGACGGUGUGGGAGAUUGAGGGCAACCAAUCCCUGGACGUCCCUGUCUCGUGGACCCCCAGCGAAGAGAAGAAUGUCCGAGAGCUGGUCACUUUCAAGAGCGAGGGGGCUUUCCGCCUUCAGCUGAUCAUUCUAGGGACUGUCAAGGUCCCCAAGAAAAAGAAGAAUAUUAAUAGGAGGUCCACUUUCACUGCCCGUAAAGGCCAAGCUAUCCAGUCCAGGCGAAGUGUGGCCGUCGCCGGAAACCCACGCCGGGAAACCUUUGUUCAAAAGAAGUCACCAAGAUCCCAACCCUAUCCUGAUGUGGGGAAGGAGAACAGGAUUCCUUCCGUCGGAAAUAAGUUCGAUACCCCAGGAACCAGGAAAGCUCGUGCCAGGUCCGUGGGGACAGUCCUGGAGAAGAUCCUGACACCCCGUAAAGUAUUGCCUCAGGGGGGAGAGACGGAGAGAGUCAUGGUCGGUGAUAAGGUAUGCACCUUCAGUCCUCAGCUCACGGCCAAGGCGAUGAUGGAGAUUGCAGGAGAGUCGCCCUUUGCUGAUGGGAAGAUCAAGACGGAACCUCGGAAGGAGACCCUGGUGCUUUGUGAUGGCAUGUCUCCACUCCUGGCAUCGACAGGCAGCCAGAACCUGCUGAAAGCUGCACUUGAAAAGAAAGCGAAACCUCUGCAGGGGUUGUCCAAAGAGCAGACGUCCACAGUGAUCAAGAGCUCCUCUCCUGCAUCCAGGCUGAGCGAUGACGAGAACGGCCUGGAGCCGUUGGAGCUGGCAUUUCUGGUACCUGAUGAAGCAGAGAUUAGCAAGAUCUUUGCCACUCCCGCAUCAUCAGUCUUUGAGCCACUGGCACACUCAGUGGGUGCACGGCUAUCGUCCACAAGAAUCGAUGACAGUGUUUACACUGCCCCUGCUACUGUCCCUGCGCCUUUUUUCCUGACCGAAGAAGAAAAGUCUCCAGAAAAGUCUCCAAGUAGUAUAGAGGAUGAUUCCCUCGAAGAUGUGAAGCCUCAAGUUAAAGAGAUCCUUGAUGAUGUUACCCAGGCGCAAGAGGACGACUUACGGCUCACUGAUGAUUUUCAAGACUUUGAUAAAGAGCAGGAAGUAGAGAAAGGUGAACCAGGGCAUGAAGAUGUAAGAGAGGAAUUAGUCAUUGAAGAAACAAAUCCUGAGGAUCCAACCAAAUCCGGUGAUACAACCUUCUAUUCUGAUCUUGAGCCUUCGCAGUUGAUGAUUCCUUCCGAUACAGUAGAUGAUGCAGACGAAUCAGUUAAAUUUGAUGAACUUCCUGAGCCAUCGACAGAGCAAGAAUCCCUUGACACCCCUGAUGAGACAGAGGUACAAUUGGCUCCAUCACCUGUAUCUGAGCCAGUGCAGAAGGUGCAAUCUUGGCGCAUUUCCCUCGGUGGCUCUGGACCUUCCACGUCACCAAAAGAAGCUCCAAUCGUCCAGAAAUCAAAGUCCAAACAGGAAGCCUCCUCAUGGAGGGUUUCUCUGGGAAGCAGCAAGCGAAGCCCUGGUGCCAGGCCUACAGCUCAGAAACGCCCCAUCAGCAGAACAUCUUCGAGAACAACCUCUUCUGCUCCAUCGUCAAAGCCAGCACCAUCUUCAAAAGCAAAUGAAGACUUCACCAUCCACAAGAGCGCUGUCACCGGCCGCCUCAAUGACCGCAAGAGACUAAGCGACCCCAUCACCGAUCCGGCCCUGCGAAAGAAGAGUCGUCCAUCUCCAGAACAUAAGGUAUCUACCAGAGAGACUCUCAGGUCAAAGGUCGCAGCUGCCAAUAAGAGCGGGACUAGUCUCUCAACAUCAAGGCAGAUCAAUCGUACAGUCGCUCUAAGGAAGGCAGCAGCAACUGGCAAGGCUGUGCCAGUCAAGGCUCCUGCUACGUCCAAGGUUAAGGGGAGGCCAAAGGCACCAAAGGCUGUCAGGGGAGUUCCUAUGGCUAAACUACAGUUGAUCAAGCCCUCACGAUCAGCCUUGCCACGUCAUCCACUCCCGUUUGCUGCCAAGAACAUCUUCUACGAUGAGCGUUGGAUGGAGAAGCAGGACAGGGCGUUCACCUGCUGGUUGAACUAUGUCCUCACCCCAGACAUUGAUACACCUAAAGACCCUAAUAAGAAUGUCAAAAUUGACGCCCACCUCCUCUGCUUGGAGGGAGCCAGCAAGGUCGGUCCCGCCCCCUCUAGGGAGGACAUCUCCCUCAGGGCCUACACUGCCAGGCGUCGCCUCAACCGCCUCCGUCGAGGGGCGUGCAUGGUGUUCCAGAGCGAGCCGGUCAUCCGCGUCAUGCAGAAGCUGGAGGCCGAGGUGGAGAAGGGACGCAUCGUGGUGCGCUCGGACAAGAUGCUGCACGCUGACCUUGGUAUAAAGCAAGAGCUUCUUAAUCUCAUCCUCUGCUACAAUCCCCUUUGGCUGCGCAUAGGUUUAGAGACCACCUAUGGAGAGCUACUUCCCAUUCAGGACAACAGCGAUGUCUACGGCAUGUCUCGCUUUGUCGUCACCCGUCUCCUAGGCAACCCGGACAUUGCCGCUGCCCACGCCCACCCGACCGUGCCAAACCUCUUCGGACCAGGUUACCAGGCUGCUCUGGCCCAGUUUACACUGAAGAAGUUCCUGAUGCUAGUGUUCUUCCUGGACCGUGCCAAGCUGACCCGACUCAUCGACCAUGACCCCUGCCUCUUCUGCAAAGAUGCUCAGGUCAAGUCAAGUCGAGACGUUCUCCUUGAGUUCUCUCGUCGGUACCUGAAGGGCGAGGGAGACAUCACACGUCAUCUCAGCUUCCUGGGCUAUUCAGUCACUCACGUCCAGCGCCCUCUGGACGAGUUUGACUUUGCCGUCAACAAGCUUUCCGUUGACCUGAGGUGUGGGGUCAGACUUGCACGUGUGGUGGAGCUGUUGACCCAGAACUGGACGCUGUCCAGAGAGCUUCGCGUACCAGCCAUCAGCAGACUGCAGAAGAUUCAUAACGUAGAGUCGGCUUUCAAGAUGCUCAAGGAAAGAGGCAUCAACGUGGAAGGAGGCGGUCUGAAUGAGAGAGUGAUCGUAGAUGGUCACAGGGAAAAGACUCUUGAGCUGCUCUGGCGUAUCAUCUUUCAUUACCAGGUUGGGGUGAUGCUGAACGACGAGCACAUCCGCGAAGAGAUUGCAUUCCUCACCAAGAACCGCAAGCUGAAGGAGAAGAUCAGCGCCCUGAAGGAGGGGGGCAACCAAGGCCCCUCCCACCCCAGCCUAGACGGCCCCCACCUCUACUUCAAGAGCCCCCAACUCAUGCUGCUCAUGGACUGGUGCAAGGCAGUCUGCUCCUUCUACGACCUACAGAUCGAGAACUUCACCGUGUCCUUCUGCGAUGGGCGUGCCCUGUGCCUCUUGAUCCACCACUACCACCCCUCCCUGCUCCCCUAUGAGAGGAUUAACCAGGACACCACCCUCAUGCAGUUCCAGAGGGAGGAGCGGGAGGACGAUCUCAACUCAUCCUGCAAUAGCUUCGAUGGAACCUGGUCCCACACGUUCUCACCAAGUACUGGCAAAGAAACCGACCAGGAGAAGCUGCUGGCCAACGAGCGCAUGAACUUCAAGCUCCUCUACGAGAAGGUCAACGAGCUGGGCGGGGUCCCAAUGAUGGUGCGAUCGGCGGACAUGUCCAACACCAUCCCGGACGAGAAGGUGGUGAUCACCUACGUCUCGUACCUCUGCGCACGCCUGCUGGACCUGAGGCAGGAGACGAGGGCAGCACGCACCAUCCAGCUGGCCUGGAGGGCCCACCACCUCAGGAAGGAACAGAAGAUGAGGCUGGUCCGAGAGAAAGCGGCAAGCAAGAUCCAGUCGGCCUUGAGGGCAUUCCUCCUGAAGCGUCGCGGGGAGCGUAUCGGUGGAGCAGUCCUUACCAUCCAGACAGCCAUCAGAGGCUUCCUAGCCAAGCAGACCGCCAAGAGAUUACGCCAAGAACUAGCCAUCAGGAAGCAAGCCCAGGCUGCCACUGUGAUACAGGCUGCUGUCAAAGGUUUCCUGCUAAGACGAGACGUUUCCCGUCAGCACCGUGCUGCCACCAUCAUCCAAUCAGCUAUCAGGGGUCAUGUGACGAGGUCGAGGGUCGUUAGGAUGCAGCAUGCCGCAUCAAUGAUUCAGGGCUGGUAUCGCUCGCAGCAAGGCAUGAGGACGGCCAGGGAGAGAUUCGUCGAACUCAGAAGGGCAUCAGUCAGAGUCCAGGCUAUGUGGAGAGGAAUCCUGGUCCGUAGAAUGAUUGAGCAAAUGAAGGCAGCGCGCACUAUCCAGUCGGUCUGGAGAGGUUACCAUGCGAGACAGAUGUACCUGAGACAACAAUCUGCUACUAUCAUCCUCCAGACUCAUUACAGGAGACACUGUGCCGUGGAAGGUUUUAGGAAGCUUAGAGGGACUGUCAUCAAGAUGCAGGCUCUGUACAGGUCAAAGGUCAAGGGUGAAGCUCAAAGGGCCAAGUACUGCGCCUUGAGGGAUGCAGCGGUUGUCAUGCAGAAGGUCUACAGAGGAAGGUUGGGUAGGAGAGAUGUGCGUAGGAUCAGAAGUGCUGUGACAAUCCAGGCUGCUUUCAGAGGUCACCAACAGAGGGCGUCUUACAUGAGGCUGAAGAACAGCGCUGUUCGAAUCCAGGCCCAUGUCAAAGGGGUCCAGUCCAGGAGGAGGUACACACAGCUCCGACAGGCUGCAGUGGUUCUGCAGACUCGCUACCGUGGUGUACUGCUAGGCCGCAAGGUAUGCAGAGAUUACAACGUUACAAGAGGAGCGACCAUCACCAUCCAAUCUGCAGUACGCUGCUACCAGGAGAGACAGCGCUUCAUCCAAACCAAACAAAACAUUAUCACUUUGCAAUCUGCUGUACGAAGAUAUCUAGCACAGAAGAACUACAGGCAGCUUCAGCAGGCUACCAAGGUCAUGCAGACAAGAUAUCGUGCAGUUUUGCUUGGCAGACGGGUUUACAGAGAGUACAACAUUUCAAGAGGAGCAGCCAUCACUAUCCAAUCUGCAGCACGCUGCUUCCAGGAGAGACGACGCUUCAUCCAAACCAAACAGAACGUCAUCAUUCUGCAAUCUGCUAUUAGAGGAUAUCUAGCACUGAAGAACUACAGACAGGUUCGUCAGGCAGCUGUAGUCAUGCAGACAAGAUAUCGUGCAGUUUUGCUUGGCCGACAGGUUUGCAGAAAGUAUAACAUUCAAAGAGGAGCAGCAAUCACUAUCCAGUCUGGAGCACGCUGCUACCAGGAGAGACAGCGCUUCAUCCAAACCAAACGCAAUAUCGUUGUUUUGCAAUCUGCUGUACGAGGAUACCUAGCACAGAAGAACUACAGGCAGAUUCGACAGGCAGCCGUAGUCCUUCAGACAAGAUAUAGAGAAGUUCUUCUUGGACGGAGGUUGCGUAGUGACUACUGCAUUGCUAAGGGUGCAGCCAUCACCUUACAGGCUACAUGGAAAGGUUACCUUGCCCGAACAGAGUUCUUGCAAAAGAAAUCAGCAGCUAUCAAACUUCAAUCUGCAGUCAGGUGCCGCCUAUCCAGGCAAAGGUACAUGAAGUUGCAAGAAGCAACAGUUAUCCUGCAGAGGCGAUUCCGAGCAGUGCUUCAAACAAAACAAGCUAUCUUGGACUACUGCUACACCCGCGGUGCCAUCAUCACACUCCAAGCAGCAUUCCGAGGAUACCUCCAAAAGAGAGAGUACCAACGAACAAGAGCUGCAGUCAUCACCCUACAAUCAUCUACACGAUGUUACCUCGCUCGCAAGGAUUUCACCCAAAAGAGGUCUGCAACAAUCCUCCUGCAAAGGCGUUUCCGCGCUUUGGUUACUGGGCGCCAACUGCACGCGGACUAUCGUUGUCUGAGAGCGGCAGCCAUCACUAUGCAAGCCAGCUUCAGGUGCCAUGUCCAGAGGACGUGGUACCUCAAACAGAGAUCCGCAGUCGUCGCUGUCCAGGCUGAAGUCCGCAAGAGAUUGGCUAGGAGGCAGUACCUUCAACUCAGAAGUGCAGCCAUUGUCCUGCAAACUCGAUUCCGUGCACGCAUGCUGAUGCUACAGCUCACCCAAGACUACAAAGCAAAGCGCAGUUCAGUGAUCCUUUUCCAAGCUCUGUACCGUGGACAAGUCCAGCGCAAAAUCUUCCUCCGUCAGAAAUCAGCUGCAGUGAUCAUUCAAGCUAGGACUCGUGGAUACCUUCAACAUCGCAGUUAUAUGAGGGUGCAACAGGCAGUCCGUACUCUCCAGACUCGUUUUAGGGCUUCGAUGAUGGGAAGGGCAUGCUUAGAAGAGUACUAUCUUGCAAGAGGUAGGAUUAUAACCAUCCAAGCAUUGUACAGGGGAUAUGCUGCCCGAAAGAUGCUGAAUGCCCAGCAGGCAGCUGCAGUGACCAUUCAGGCAAACUUUAAGUGCUUAAUAGCCAGAAAAAGAUAUUCUAGCUUAAAACAAGCAGUCAGUGUUCUCCAGACAAGAUUACGAGCUCAUAUUCUUGCAAGGAAAACAAGGGAGUCAUUCCAGAAGACCAAAGCUGGCAUCAUUGCCAUCCAGUCUCUUUAUAGGGGUUAUGCCCAGAGGAAAGAACUUUCAAGACAACACCAGGCAGCUACUCUAGUACAGUCAUCUUUUAAGAGAUUCAUAGCCAGAUCUCGGUACUUGCAGCUUCAGCAAGCAACACUUGUACUUCAAACUCGCUACAGAAGCCUUCAGCUUGGUAGAGCAGUUUGCAGGGACUACAAUAUCAAGCGAAGAGCAGCUAUAACUCUUCAAGCCGCAUAUCGUGGUUGCAGUCAAAGGCAAGUCUUGGCCAAACAGAGACGGGCAGCUGUUCUCAUCCAGGCUGCAGUGAGAGCCCAUCAGAAACGUAGAUUAUAUGUGUCUCUUCGCAACGCUGCAAUGGUCGUCCAGAAGCGGUUCCGUGCCCAGCUGUUGAGUAAGAGGAUUUGUAUGAAGUAUAAUAUAAUGAGAGGUGCUGCUAUAACCCUUCAGGCAGCUUAUCGUGGACACCUUCAACGCAAGGCUCUUGCCAGGCAAUAUCUCGCUGCCACUCUGAUCCAAGCCACAUUUAGAGGUUUCGUCACCAAAAGAUGGUAUUCAUCCGUUUGCAAAGCAGUGGUAGUCCUCCAGACAAGAUACCGUGCCCACAAGCUUGCUCAAGCAGUCCAGAAGGAAUAUCAAAUAAUGAGAGUUGCUGCCAUCACAUUGCAAGCUGCCUAUCGCGGUCACUACCAGCGCAAGGUCCUGACUCUGCAGCACUCUUCGGCCACUAAGAUCCAAGCCUUGUUCAGAGGAUUUGUCAGAAGGAAGCGUUACCUGCAAGUGUGCCAUGCUGCCAGGGUUCUGCAGAAGCACUUCAGGGCUUUGAGGCUUGGUAAAGAAGUACAGCAGGAGUACUACAUGAUGGUUGGUGCUAUUGUCACCGUACAGGCUGCUUUCAGAGGACUUGUUGCAAGAAGGGCGCUCCACAGACACCAUGAAAUGGCAACCAAAAUCCAAGCAUGCUUCAGAGGAUACGUCCAGCGCAUCCAGUACCAGAAGAUUGCCAAUGCUGCCCUUGUUCUCCAAAGACGUUUCCGAGCUUUGCGUCUUGGGCAGAGGACUCGUGGAGAUUACGUCUUCCAGCGAUCAUCUGCCAUCAAGAUCCAGGCAUUCUAUCGUUGCCAGAGAGAGAGGAAGGCUUUUGUGACCAAGAAGCAAUCUGCAGUUAGAAUCCAAGCUAUGAUCCGAGGAUACCUUGGGUUUGUCCAUGCCAAGAGGUUUAGGCAGGAGAGGACAGUUGCUGCAACUGCAAUCCAGAAGCAAUGGAGGGCAAAUGCUCUCAGGGACCAGCAAGUGAGAUGUUACAAUAUUCAGAGAGGUGCUGCAAUCACCAUACAGGCUGCGGCGAGGACAUUCCUGGUCCGCCAGUCUAUCCAGAAGCAGCACAGAGCAGCCACCCGCAUUCAGUGCUUCUACAGAUGCCACAGAGCCGUUAAAAGCUACAAGAAAACUCUGGAUGCCAUUCAUGUCCUGCAGGAUCAGUGGAGGGCACACCUACUUGCCAAGAAAUUCCAGGAAGAAUACGCCAACCUCAAGAAGGCUACCAUAACUGUGCAAGCAGUCUACCGUGGUCUUUGCAUUCGCAGGAGAAUAGCUCUGGAGCACGCUGCAGCAACAAAGAUCGAGGCCACUGUGCGACAGUUCAUUGCCAGGAAGCGUUACUUGAGUCUGAAGAAGGCAGCUGUUGUGCUUCAGAGAAGAUUCAGGGCCUCAAAAUCUUGCCAGGUAGAAACUCUGAAAUACCAUAUCACCAGGGGUGCCUGUAUCACACUGCAAGCAGCUGUGAGAGGCUUCUUGACCAGGAAAGCCCUCAAGAACUCCAACAGGGCAGCUACUAUCAUUCAAAGUGCCUACCGUAGCUUCAGGCAACAACAGAAGUACAACCAAGAGAGGAUGGUGAUCAUCCUGCUUCAGACAAGGAUUAGAGCAUACCUAGUUGGGAAGAAGGUGUGUCGUGAUUACAGUGCCAUGAAAUCUGCAGCUGUGGUUGUCCAGAGUGUGUACAGAGGCUUGAUGGCAAGGCGUUUGGCCGCAAAGCAUAGAGCAGCUCGUAGCAUACAGUCCAUGUUCAGGAUGCAUCUUAGUAGGCAAAUGUACCUGAAACAGCGUAGCUCUGCCAUUAAAAUCCAGGCUAUUUGCAGGAUGUACUUGGCAAAGAGAUUCUACAAGAAGGUGUACUCUGCUGUCUGUGUGCUUCAGAAGCACACCAGGGGGUAUCUUGAAGCAAAGAAGACCAGAAGAGAUUACCUGCAGAAGAAGAGUUCUGCCAUCAUCAUUCAAUCACACUUUCGGCGCUGCAUAGCAGAGAGGAGGUACUCUAAGCACCGCCAAGCUGCCAUCUGCGUCCAAUCCCACUACAGGCAAAUGGUGCAACGCCGACGGUACCAAACCAUCAGGGGUGCAGCCCUUGUGAUCCAGAGGCGCUACCGGGCCACCAUCCUCGCUCGGGUAACCCAGAAGGAGUACCACAUGGCCCGCGGUGCAGCUAUCACACUUCAGGCGGUGUUCAGAGGGUACAUGCAGUGCUGUAGGUAUAGGAAUAUGCGGUGCCAUGUGGUCAAGAUGCAGGCAAGAGCCAGGGGUGCCAUGGCUAGGAGGUGCUUUGCAAACAUGGUGCGGGAGAAGGAAGCAGCCAUGUGCAUCCAACGUCAUGUUAGGGGAUACCAAACCAGGAAACACCUUAAGGCCCAACGUCAAGCAAGACUAAAAACACUCCAGGCCUUUGCGGACCGAACCAAGGCCCACCUGUCUGUCAUUAGACUCCAGAGGGCCUUCCGUAACUUCCGCCUCCGCAUGGCCUUCAAGCAAAAGAUGGAUGCCAUCACUACCCUACAGAACUGGAUGAGAGCCAAGCUUCUGCGUCUGCGGUUCCAGAAGCUCCGAGCUGCGGCGCUUGUCCUACAGAGGGCAGCAAAGCGAUAUCUCGUCAGGAAGAACGUUGCUGCGACCCGGCUUCAGUCCGUUGCUAGGGUCUGGCUUGCCAAGCGACGGGUCCAGAAGAUGCACUCAGCUGCACUAAGGAUGCAGGCUCUGUGGCGAGGUCACCGGGUCAGGUGUAGCAUCAAGAGCAAGAAGGUCAGCGCGGCCCGGGCACGAUGCCAGCGAGCCAAUCGGAACGUCACCGAGGAGAAGAAGCUCUGUAACCGCACCGCCACCGCCUUGGACUACCUCCUGCAUUACAGGAGCAUGCAUCGCAUCUUAGAGACGCUCAUCAGUCUCGAGGUCGUGUCUCGCCUGUCGGCUAUUUGUUGCCAGCGUCUGGUUGAAGCCGGUGCCGUUCCGGUCCUGUAUGCGCUGGUCCGUGGUUGCAAUCGCAGCGUGCCCUGCAUGGAGAUGAUUGAGAUCAUCGUCAAAAUUCUUCUGAACAUCACCAAGCACGAUUCUACCCAGCAUGCAGUGCUUGACGCGGAGGAAGCAGUCAUUACCCUGCUGGACCUUCUUCAGAUCUACCGUGAGAAGAAUGCCCUCAUCUUCUGCAAGACGUGCGUCAUUCUCGGAAAGCUGCUUCAAGAUGCCACCGAAGCACAGAUCAUUCUCUCAUGCCCCAAGACCAAGGAGAAGAUCGCGUCGCUCCACAAGCUUACCUCUCGCAAGCACACCAUGGAUGAACGCCGUACCAAGACCAAGAAGCUCAACGCUUCUUCCUCCUUCCUCAGUCAGACAUUCAACACGAGCUCCAUCGCGGCGGCGUCCUUUGCCGCGGGAACACCUCGCAAACGUCGCAAGGUCCUCGCCCUGGCCGGCGCGGAGUGGAACAUCGAGGACCCCAUGAGGGCGAUAGACUUCCUGAAGCUGAUGGCCGACAGAGUCUGAAGAAGUCUCGUGCUCGAACUCGAGGCUUGAUUUUCCUUCCCCUUCUCUCUUCCAGUACAUGUACGUACAGUGUAAAUACUCGUUCAAAUAUGACGCGGCAAAACUACAGCAAUUAACAAACAAACAAAAUGAAGAUUAUUUGAAGUGUAAUACCAUUCAAAUUUCUCUUCUUGUAAGACUGAGCUCAGUGAAUAUG
Messenger RNA from Strongylocentrotus purpuratus (purple sea urchin), 11043 nucleotides. It is a transcript of the gene aspm, whose product is annotated as abnormal spindle-like microcephaly-associated protein homolog. Gene Ontology annotation, molecular function: protein binding. NCBI's taxonomy places the organism in Eukaryota, Metazoa, Echinodermata, Echinoidea, Camarodonta, Strongylocentrotidae. The transcript has 23 exons. The coding region runs from base 150 to 10847 and encodes 3565 amino acids. The record is from RefSeq and is a predicted model, not a curated record.